Messenger RNA from Erythranthe guttata (spotted monkey flower), 2358 nucleotides. The record is from RefSeq and is a predicted model, not a curated record. NCBI's taxonomy places the organism in Eukaryota, Viridiplantae, Streptophyta, Magnoliopsida, Lamiales, Phrymaceae.
AAAAAAAAAAAAAGUCAACGCCGGAGACCGGCGAUCUCCGGUGGUCAACGACGGCUGAUCGGUGGUGACGGGUCAAAAUUGAGGUUAAAAUUGAUUAAUUGGUAAAAUUAGGCUAUAUUGGUGUGUAAAUUAUAAAAUUGAAGUUGAAUUGAGUUUCAAUAAAUUGAGGAUAAUUUUGGUAUAUAUAAAAGGGUUUUUCUUAAUUGAAUGAACUGGAAAUAUUUAAAAUAUAAAAAAAUUAGAUGUCCCUUUUUUAAUCAAGUGUUAACUCUAUAAUAUAAUACGCAGAGAAGCUUUUAGAGUACAACAGAGGAAACCAGGAAACCUCAUUCGCUGUUAAUUGUUAUAGCAUUCGGAAAAAAAAAUAAAAAAAAUUAAAGGGACUAGUUAUGCAAUUUGAUGGAAUAUAGAAUAGAGAAGAUACUCAAAGAUCAAUAUAAAACUCUUUCGAGGUUUCCAUAUACGAUUUAGAUAUAUUUCCGUGAAAAAUAGGUUCUCUUUCACGCGGCUGAUAUUUGUUUUCUCUCUCUUGGACAACUUUCGACGCUUUACUUUGCGCAGGCAAGAUAUCACGCACGAGUCUUAUACGAAUUUUCAGUGUUCUGUCAAGUUACAAAUUUGAUUAUUAGUUUGUUGAUUAAUUGUGUCUGGCAAAUUAAGGUUAGUUUUCGAACGAAUAAUUCCGACGUAGGCUGGCGGACAAUCAUAAUUAAAUUUAUGGACGCCGGAGUGCUCGAAUUUUUGAGAAACCUUCAAAACGAGUAUUUGAAAGGAGACCGGAAUAGGGUUAACAGUCGGAAUACUUUGAAAACAACGAGUCCGCAUUCGUCGGAAUUCCCUACUGAAACCGGGGAAAUCGAUUACGAUGAUGACGACCAUCACGUGGCCGAACGAACUAUAAUAUCUUCUCGUUGGGCGAACGAUGCCGACCGCCAAACUAACGAAGCUGAUGAAGAUAAGCAGAAGUUGAACAGGAAGACCGGUUCCGAGUUGGCUCAAGUAACAGGAUGUAGGAACUCAGUGAGUCCUCCACCCGACGACAUGGAACUUGUGGAUGAUCGUGAUUCUCGCGUCGAUAUGCUUCAGUGUUGCAGAAGUGUUCAUGAGUUCGAGAAACGCGGCAAGAUAAACGAAGGAACCUAUGGGGUUGUGUAUAGAGCCAAGGAUAGCAAGACCGGAGAAAUCGUUGCGUUGAAGAAAGUCAAGAUGAAGAAUGAGAACGAAAAGUUUCCUCUGACUUCACUCCGGGAAAUAAAUAUCCUUCGAUCGUUACGUAACCCCUACAUUGUCGAUUUCAAGGAAGUAGUCGUGGACGGCGAUAUUGAUGAUGGCGUUUUCGAUGUUUACAUGGUCAUGGAGUACAUGGAUCACGAUCUCAAAGGAUUGAUGGAGAAAACGGGAUAUCCGUUUAGUCAGAGUGAAGUUAAAUGUCUCAUGCUUCAGCUCUUAGAGGGGGUCAAGUAUGUUCACGAAAACUGGAUACUGCAUCGAGAUCUCAAAACCUCGAAUUUGCUUUUAAAUAAAUGCGGCGAGUUGAAGAUAUGCGACUUCGGUUUGUCUCGUCAAUACGGGAACCCUCUGAAACCAUAUAGCGACUGGGUGGUUACUCUGCCGUACAGGUGAGCAUCUCUCCAUUCACAUGUUUAUUACUUACUGUUAAACCUCUAUAAACUGAAUACAGUCGGGACUAGAGAAAUUCUAUUAAUUUAGCGAAAUAUUAAAAAUUAUCGUGUUAAUAAAUUAGCACGUUCUUAAUUACCCCGAGUUGGGACUGGAAAAAAAAUAUUAUUUAAGCGAGGUUAUAAAUGCUGAAUAGUACAUCGUAUCUCAGGUCGCCGGAACUUCUUUUGGAAGCUAACGAAUAUUCUACAGCAAUCGAUAUGUGGUCGGUUGGGUGCAUUAUGGCCGAGCUUUUAUUAAAAAGACCAUUAUUUAACGGGACAUCAGAGAUUAAUCAGCUUCACAAGGUGAAUUUCGUCGUUUAAUUAUGCUGCAAAUAUUUGAUGAUUUUAAGACAAUCAAUUCGCAAGUAUUUGGUCUAAAUUAAUUUACUGUUUAUGGUUAUGCUGCAGAUCUUCAGGAUUCUCGGCACUCCAAACGAAACAAUCUGGCCCGGGUUUUCUAAACUCCCUGGUGCCAAGGCGAAGUUCGUCGAGCAUAAGUAAGUAAUCGGUAUCUUUUUAUUUUUAAUUAUUACAAAAUUACCCUCAAAAUUAAUGUUGGCUUGUUUUGCCAAUGUUUUAUCAGGCGUGCAGCUUUCCGGUGAUUCCGGUCUGGUGUUUCUUGCCUCAUAUCCAUCGACGAAAGUGUCGGUUUUCCUAAGACAUUUUGUUUGCUUCUAAUGAGUGCAAUUUUUUU